CUGCGCGAGAGCAUCGCCUUUUCUCCGCUGGACACCUGCUGCAGAAGUCUCGCCACCACCAUGAUUCCCAUGGCCUCGCUGUUGCUGGGAGCUGCACUCCUCUGCGCCCAAGGAGCCUUUGCCCGACGGGUGGUCAGCGGUCAAAAGGUGUGUUUUGCUGAUGUGAAACAUCCCUGCUACAAAAUGGCUUACUUCCAUGAACUGUCUAGCCGAGUGAGCUUCCAAGAAGCACGCCUAGCUUGUGAAAGUGAAGGAGGAGUCCUCCUCAGUCUUGAGAAUGAAGCUGAACAGAAGUUAAUCGAGAGCAUGUUGCAGAACCUGACAAAACCUGGAACAGGGAUUUCAGAUGGUGACUUCUGGAUAGGACUUUUGAGAAGUGGAGAUGGCCAAACAUCUGGUGCCUGCCCAGAUCUCUACCAGUGGUCGGAUGGAAGCAGCUCCCAGUUCCGAAACUGGUACACCGACGAACCUUCUUGUGGAAGUGAAAAGUGUGUUGUCAUGUAUCAUCAACCAACUGCCAAUCCUGGCUUAGGAGGUCCCUAUCUUUACCAGUGGAAUGAUGACAGGUGCAACAUGAAGCACAAUUACAUUUGCAAGUAUGAACCAGAGAUUCACCCAACAGAGCCUGUUGAAAAGCCAUAUCUUACAAACCAACCUCUAGAUGCCCAGGACAAUGUGCUUGUUACUGAAGCAGGCAUAAUUCCCAACCUAAUCUAUGUUAUUAUACCAACGAUCCCAUUGCUCUUACUGAUACUGGUUGCUUUUGGAACCUGCUGUUUCCAGAUGCUGCAUAAAAGUAAAGGAAGAACAAAAACUAGCCCGAACCAGUCUACACUGUGGAUUUCAAAAAGCACGAGAAAGGAAAGUGGCAUGGAAGUAUAAUCAUUAACUGACUUUGCUCUGGAAAGUAAAAGUAGUUUUGUAAUUCUUGAUCAGUGUAAGGAAUGGCAUCAUUAGCUUGGAAUGGCUUGAAAUCUCACAGGAUCUGCAAGAUGAACUGUAAGCUCCCCCUUGAGGCAAAUGUCAAAAUAAUUUUUAUAUGUUCAUAGUUUCACUUACAAAAUACUCUGAGUUAAUCAUAGAGUAAGAUCUGUUUACUUUGCUAAAGGAUACACCCAAACUUCAUGUAAAUGAAAUGGACCAUGCAGAUAAAAUUUCUGUGCGUCCGUCUGGAAUCCCUGGGUUGGGAAUAGGCACUUUUGCUUUUUCUCGCCUUCAUAAUUUUUGAUCUAUUUCAUGUAACAUAGAUUGUAUUCAAAUUUAUGGUGUGAAAAACAUUUUACCUUUGCAAACGUGUUUGAUAAAAAUAGAGUGUUCUGAUAUUUAUAUUUAUGGCAUUUCAUUUCUAUGUACAUACUGUUUUGAUUAAAUACUGAACUCACACAGGCACAAAUCUUUCCAUAGGGAACAUUUUUCUUUUGCAGAAAUAGCUCAUGUUCUUUCCAUUUCUCUGUUUUUGGUUUCAAUAAGUUUUAGGAAGUCUCUUCAGAAAUAAGAAACUAUUUCAUUGACUGUGCUAUAAAUCUGCUGAAACACUUUACUUAGAGGCAAGAACUGUCUAACUUUUAUUGUGCAAGACACGUGCCUUACAAGUAUUCUUAAUUUAAAAUUAAACAGAUUUUUGUAAUAAAUUAUCUUUACUAAUAGUUGUAUAGACACCAAUGUAAUUAACCUUGAAAACAAUGACAUCCACAGUACAAAUCACAGAUUUUCACAUGUUGCCUAUAGAAUUGCAAGUAGAUCUCUGAGUGUUGGGAAUCAAUGUGGAUCCUCCCUCUCAACAAAACAGCAUUGCUCUUUGAAGGCUUGGACUGACUCUGGAGUCCAACAGUAGCAGUUUAGCAAAGGUUUUCUUAACUGAAUUUAGGCUGUACUGAUAUAUAAGGCCGAAUGGUUUCCAGUAGUGUGAUGCUAAGCAGAACACACUGAUAUUAAAGUUUUUUUUUUAAAAAGGAAAAACAAAACUACAAAUCACAUCUAUUAUUGGGCCAUGGACUAGAGGUCACUGAUGCUUGGAUAUCUUUGAUGAGUGUUGUUUAUGGAUGUGAGCUGUGGCUUCCUUCUGUCUGCUGGACUUUCUUCAACACGUAGCACGUGUUCUUCUCAAGA
Messenger RNA from Acomys russatus (golden spiny mouse), 2109 nucleotides. RefSeq names its product chondrolectin (gene Chodl). NCBI's taxonomy places the organism in Eukaryota, Metazoa, Chordata, Mammalia, Rodentia, Muridae. Gene Ontology annotation, biological process: positive regulation of axonogenesis. The record is from RefSeq and is a predicted model, not a curated record. The transcript has 6 exons. Bases 61 to 882 code for a protein of 273 amino acids. Gene Ontology annotation, cellular component: cytoplasm.